Pomacea canaliculata is the source of this 3349-nucleotide messenger RNA. RefSeq lists its product as uncharacterized. The coding region runs from base 290 to 2053 and encodes 587 amino acids. Lineage: Eukaryota; Metazoa; Mollusca; Gastropoda; Architaenioglossa; Ampullariidae. Gene Ontology annotation, molecular function: cell adhesion molecule binding. Gene Ontology annotation, cellular component: cell-cell junction. The transcript has 11 exons. Gene Ontology annotation, biological process: cell-cell adhesion. The record is from RefSeq and is a predicted model, not a curated record.
UUUUUCAUCCCUUAAAACAGGCUUAAGUUUCCCUUCGUUACACGUUUAGAGUUUACUAAAUAAGUACAUGUCUCUAAAUAUUGCUGCUUUUAUGUGAGGCAGUUUCGGACUCAUUGCCAGAGCGGUUGCUUUCAGUGUUCUUUUAAUAGACUCGUCGGAAUUUUGCUUACAAGCUUAUGGGAACGAAUCUUGCCUAUGUAUUCUUGCCUAUUGGGACAGCUCUUUGCUGAGUUACGGUUAUACAGUUCAUGUCGUCUUUCUAUGGAUCUGAUUUUGGAGAUACCAAGCGAUGCUGUCUGUCGUAAGGAAAGCUGAUUGCCACAAGUCCAAAAUGUUGCUCCUCGCACAAGUGGUUUUUCUCCUUUUGUUUCUAGAAAUAGGUCUAACCCUCAAAGCCGACUGCGGCAGGGAAGGAAACGCGAUUGAAGAUACAAACCAUGCCAUUUGGGUCUUUGAUUUCCCGCCAAAUUCAACGGUAACUGUGCGAUUUGUUAUCACAAAUCACGUGACUGACAUAGGCUUCUGUGAUGCAACGGGUUCCUGCUUUCCAGCUAGGAAUAUUUUCCAGCUGUCUAGACCCAAUGCCACGUCACAGAUGGUCGUUGUGAAGGUGGAGAGGGAUGGCACCAAUAUAGUCGGGACCUGGAGGUUCACCGUGGGGUCAGACAGCGCUGAGUGCAGAGUAAAUGCCGUUGUCUAUCCACCAGAUGUGCAAUUCGUGAGCGUUGUCUUCGAUGAGUACAAAAAGUUCAUCAACGGAACCCUGCUGGUAUCAAAGGUGUACCCAGAAACCGCUUUCAAAUGUGAAUUCUAUGAGAAAAUCCAGGAUCGGAAGUAUGUUGAAAUCUCGUCUGCCUACGUCAGUGUGACACAAAAUGUCUACACCAGUAACAUGAGAGACUACUACAGUUUUAGAUGUGUGCUUUCAAAGUUACUUCCAGAAGAAGAGGGAUCCUAUAAAUACAAAGUUUCUGUUUCUCCACUAACGAGGGAGAUUGAAGUGAACGGAACUUUUCAAAUUAGGAAACCAGCCAAACCCACUCUACAAAACUGUAUCAGCACCUUCAUAGACUUCCAGGAUGCACAAAAGAAGGAUGCUGACCUGUGCACGUGCGUCGUAAGCGACCCCGGAGCGCCACCUGGCGAUGUGAAGUUUCUGAGCCCCGAUGGCAAGGUCCUGCCUAUUCCGCAGACGUCCAAGAACUCCAGCACUCUGAAAGCCUCGUUUGUCCCGUGGAAUACUACGGAGCAAGACUACACGUGCAUCGUUCACCAUCACACGGGCGACGUUACAGAGACGUAUCAGCCAAAGAUUGCCUUUGGACCUCGGUUUGUGGCAUUUCCCGACUAUGCAAGUCAUAAAGAGACCACGCCGUUUGUGUAUAAUCGAGAUCAGGAGUAUCAACUUCAUUUGCAAGUCAAGGGAGUUAAUCCGAUCCCUAUCAUAACUUGUGAUGGCAAACCAUCAGCAACAGUAGAAACUAAGCUGGAGCCCUCAGGAAUGUUUAACUUCCAGAAAAUAUUUACUAUUAUUCCAAAACCAGAAGACAACGGACGAGUAAUCAACUGUACCGUGGUGAACCCUUCUGCUUCUUCAGUCCCAAAGGAAGUGGUUUCCACAAAACUGUACAUCCAGUUCGCACCUCAAGGACCUCCGGAAAUUGAUUACAACAACAAAAAGGCCUACUAUGCUGGCGAUAAGCUAAUUAUGACCUGCACGGUAAACGGCGGCAACCCUCUCGUUGAUCGUGUAAACUUUGGGUGUGGUGAGCGAGAAAUCCCCAACAAAGGUUCGAACUCUAGACACCCCACCAGCGUCAGCCAGACCUUAACCCUUGAACUGACCAACGAAGACCACGGGCUGCAGUGCCAGUGUUCGGCAACCCACUUGACCGACACCUACAGCCUCACAAAAACAAUUGUUCUGGACGUGAAAGAUGGCACACCCCAAGGCUCAGUCCAGUCUUGCAGUACGACUCGACCAUCCAUUAUUCUACUCAUUUUAUGUCUUUUUCCCAAAAUCAUUUUGGUAAGUGAUGAGAUCAAUGUUUAGCUCUUGACUUUGUCAUUCACCUCUUAAAUCAGGAAAACCUUACAAAAGCAAAAAUUGUCAAAAAAACCCACCAAAAAACAAACCCCUGUGAAGUUGUGUCAACUAUGACAAUAUUUUAUAACUAUCUGUUGCUGAAGAUGUUUUUUAAUUUUAAUUUGUCCAUGGUAAAGUAGCUAUAGUUAUAGACUUGUGCUGUUCUUUUUAUACAACUUUCAAGAGAUGUGAGAUUACUUGUUUAUGUAUUGCUGUAUCUUCUUGUUUAUAUAAUAAUACCAAAUAUAGCCAUUAUUUGAAUUUUGUAUAGCACAUUACAGUGAAGUUGUUGAAAAACGACACCGAUGGUUGACUAUACAACAAAGAAAAAGAAAGCUGAUGAACGACUGAUAAAAACAGAAUUUGUUAGAUGGCCUGGACGAAGAAGUGGCAAUGAAGGAGUGAAUGGAAGAGUUCUCUGAAUUGUGAAUGAUUUCUUUUCUUUUUUUUAUUUUAUUUUCUUAAAAGAUGGAGCUCAACCAGUUAGACAGUUUAGUUGGCGGAGGAGGGGUGCAGCAUGGUCUGCUUUUCGCCGAUAUUUUCUUGAGUCCUGUACUAGUGUCCUGUAAGUGGUUUGGGACAAUGACGAGUGGAGAGUUGCAAUAAUCCAAAUGACAUGCGAAUGAAGAUAGAAACUUUUUGAUAGCGGCAACUGGCAGGAAGGGUCAGAUGUGACUGAUCCUGCAAAGGUCAUGAAAGAUGGAUUUGCAGACUGUAUAUAAUGUGAGAUUCAGAAGACAGUGACGUGUCCACUAUAACACCAAGAUUUCGUAGGUCUGGGGAGGAGAGUUUUCUCUCUCUAUAUAUAAAAUCACCAUUUUCAUGUUAAUUUUGUUGAUAAAUAUGUGUGUACAGUGGUCAGUGGUACAGACCUGCUGGUGCUAAGAAUCGAAGCCAGCUGAUAUUAAACUGCUUCUUUUCUUGACACCCACAAUCUAGAGUCCAGACACAGGCACUAUAUGUUGGCCCUGUUUUGGUUUAGUGGCCAGUGGCCAGUGACUGUAAUGACAACAAAUUCCACCCACAGUCACAUCCCAACUAAAACCGUGUGAUCGUGGCGUGAGGGCCCCGCACAUGACUUUUGCCUCGGGCCCCGCGGGGGCUAAGAACGGGCCUGAUCCUAGAGUUCUGAAGUUUUCAACAAAUGUGAUAUUAAAUCAUUUCCAUCAGUAGAGAAGAAUGAUGACCACUCUUUUGUUCAAAUUAAAAGUGGAGAUUGUCUCAUGAACUUAUUGUGGUUGAGGAAUAAAAUGUUAAAGGUCA